Messenger RNA from Salvia miltiorrhiza (redroot sage), 1664 nucleotides. RefSeq names its product F-box protein At1g10780. The transcript has 4 exons. Gene Ontology annotation, molecular function: protein binding. The record is from RefSeq and is a predicted model, not a curated record. Bases 312 to 1571 code for a protein of 419 amino acids. NCBI's taxonomy places the organism in Eukaryota, Viridiplantae, Streptophyta, Magnoliopsida, Lamiales, Lamiaceae.
GCUUCGUGAUUCACUGACACCCAAUAUUUUAAAAUAUGAAAAACUAAAAUAAAGAAAAAAUAAAAGUCUCUUCUCCCCCCUUGUUUCAAAAUUUGAAAAAUCCCCCCUUCGGCAUCUGCUUCCAUAUACCCGCGCCUUGCAAUUCUUUUUCACGCAUGUUUAUAUAGAGAUGUAUGUACACAUACACACACACAAGUGUGUGUAUUUUCUCAAGGAAAUAUACUAACAGACUGCGCGAUAGGUUUCUAAAAUUGAAGCUUGAAUAAAUCCAAGCAUUCUUUCUGGACUCAGCCCAUUCAAGAAUUUUAGCAAUGGAGUCACUCCCUGAUGCCAUAGUCCAGUCAAUUUUGUCCCUAAUGAGUAAUCCCAAGGAUGUGGCGUCGUGCAAUUGCGUUUCCAAGAGAUGGAAAGAUUCGACGCCAUAUCUGAGGAGCCUAUUCUUUUCUCGAAAUCUUUUUGACAACCUAACCAAUGGAGAUACUCCUGAUGAUGUUAUCUUGCGGCUGGUGUCUUCAGUUAUUAAACUUGAGGAGCUUGUGGUUUACUGCCCAUUUUCAGGCUCCGGCCUCGCCUCCUGGCUAUCCAUGGCAGGAUCUUCAUUGAGGAAUCUUGAGCUAAGGUUGGAUAACAUAACUGAGUACGACACCUACACUGAGAUACCCUCCAAGUUGGAUUGCAUUAGGGCUGCGUGGAAUGUGGAGUCGCUUAAGCUUUGGGGAGUGCUGAUGGUUUAUUCGCCCAAAUGGGAUGUUUUCCAUCGGCUCAAAAAUCUUGAAAUAGUAGGUGCUAGGUUGGAGGAGGAUGCACUUUAUUACGCUCUUCGUGCUUGUCCGAAUCUGACCCACCUUUUACUUCUUGGGUGUGAAGGGUUGAGGUCUAUCUCGAUACAAAAUCCUUAUCUCGAGCAGUGCAAGCUGGACUUCUUUGGGGUCGGCAACUGCUCACUUACUGUCAAUUCAUCAAAGCUCGAAUCACUCGAAGUGCAAGGUUGUAGUUUGAUUAGGGUUUGUGAAACUCAAUGCUUGAGAAAUCUUUCCAUCUCCAACAAUGCAGGGAGAGUUUAUAUGGUCGAUUUUGGCAAACUCGUGGCGUUGGAAUCAUUGUCUAUCCGAGGAGUGCAAUGGUGCUGGGAUGCUUUAAGCAAAUUGCUUCAGAUGGCCAGUGAAGUCAAGCAUCUCUACAUGAAGGUGGAAUUCACUGGGGAUUCCGACACCCUUUUACCCUUUCCGGAGAUUGACUUUGUUGACUUCUUCAACAGCCACCCGAAGCUGCAAACCUUUGACAUUCACGGUGCCAUGUUUGCUGCUUUGAGUCAAAAGAACAGCCUGAGAAAUGUGGACUUGAGAUUUCAGAUUCCCUGCCUCGAGAAGGUUGUUGUGACAGUAAGAUCUCCGUUGAGUGCUGAGCAGAAGAUGAGUACCUUGGAUUCGUUGAUAAAAUACGCGAAGAAUUUGAGGAAGAUGACAAUAAAGAUUCUUCAGAUGAAGAGCAGCCACAUCAGUGCUGAUGAUUUCUUUGAAGACAUUUGCAGGUUUAGCUACAUGCAUCGCAAGAUUGUCUCAAUAGAAUAAACCAUUUUGUAUUCGUCUCAUUCCCUUUGUUUUCCCUUACUCAUUGGAAUAAUUUUGUUGACUAUGGUUUCUUGACAUUCUCAAAUCAUUUUU